Molecule: messenger RNA, 966 nt
Organism: Pedinophyceae sp. YPF-701
Lineage: Eukaryota; Viridiplantae; Chlorophyta; Pedinophyceae
Source: the annotation of a GenBank genome assembly
AUGCCAGCGCUCGUGCACAAGUGCGCCUGCGGACGCGUGCUGGCUGCUCCAGCGCCCCGCGCCGCUGUUCUCCGGGCAAGCAGAUCGCUAGUGAUCGCAAAUGCGACCACGGACACCGGGGUCGAGAUCCCAGGGUCGAAGAGAGAGACGCUUCAACAGGUGAGCGUGAGUCUGACACGGCAACUCGUGGGCAAGAACAAGGCGUCGGGCAAGGCGGGAGCAGGGAGGAAGGCCAGCAGGGGCAAGAAGAAGGCAGGCAAGGCCGCGGGGGGGAGGGCCAAGGGGUUCACGAACGUCAGCACGAAGAAGCUGGUCGUCGAGAUCCCGGGACGCGAUGUCUCGGCGGAGGGCAACGCGAAGCUCGCCUGCGACAUGCUCGAGGCACUCCCCGAGGGCGCCGCGCCGGACGUGUCCCUCGUGUGCUGCGGCGGCGAGGUCUCCGAGCCCUUCAUGGCCGGUCUCGUCGAGCGCCUCCCCGACCUCGAGGUUCUGUCGCUCACAGAGGCCAUGGAAGAACCUCCCGCCGGCGACGUGCUCGUGCUGUCGGCGCCGUCCGUGGGCGACCUGCGCGGUAUCGAGGAGGUGCUCGGCCGGUUCCGCGGCGCCGCGGUGGUGGCGCUGAACCCGGAGUGGACCUACGACGUGCCUGCGGAGUACCGUGCCAUGGUGCGGUCGUUCAAGGUGCUGUAUGCGUUCGCGCCGCUCGCGAUCCAGGGCUUCCUCGGGAACAAGGAGGGCGUGAUCCUCAAGGCGCCGGGCGACGCGUCCCCGGAGUCCACGCCGUUCCGCGUGUUCCUGCGCGAGGGCGGCGAGAGCGAGUACCGUCAGGUGGGUCAGAUGGCGCGGCGCCCAACGCCGUCGGACAUCGAACAAGUGGUGUACAACGCGGCCGCGGCGAGCAGCACCGUCGUCAAGGCUGCGAAGGGCAUCUCCUCGCUGUUCGGACGGAAGAAAGACGACAAGUAG